Hyla sarda is the source of this 2149-nucleotide messenger RNA. RefSeq names its product A-kinase anchor protein 8-like. Gene Ontology annotation, molecular function: DNA binding; protein kinase A regulatory subunit binding. NCBI's taxonomy places the organism in Eukaryota, Metazoa, Chordata, Amphibia, Anura, Hylidae. Gene Ontology annotation, cellular component: nucleus; nuclear matrix. Bases 167 to 1594 code for a protein of 475 amino acids. The transcript has 14 exons. The record is from RefSeq and is a predicted model, not a curated record.
CAUAGGAAGGGAAAAAUGAAUGACAAGUAACUGCGACCUAUAACCGUUUGAGAGGCGACCAAUAAGCGUUUGAGAAGGGGAAGAACAGCCAAUAGCGCCGCUGUGUGGGCGGAGUUACCUGUGGAGGCGAAGAGAAACCCAUUUUACCGUACAUUGAAGCGUUAACAUGUACGGGAGAGGCAGAGACGGGUAUAUGGGAAGAGAGAGAGACGUCGGGGCCGGAUAUGGCUAUGGUCAGGACUCAUACGCAGAACCUUGGAUGUCACCCUAUGAUGGGCCGAACAGAAGAAGUUACUAUGACCGACCAAAAAGAGGCAGAUACAGUUAUUCUGAACCUGAACAAGGAUAUAGAGGACGGAGAAAGCAGCGUCCACCUCAUCAUGCAUCACCACGGGGGAGAGGUGACCCAAGAGGGGGCUUCUUGGGUAACUUUCGGCCAAGACAUCCUAGUCAACCACCAAUCUCACAUAUGGAGCAAUUUGAGCAACUGAAGUCGUUUGCAGAGAACUUUUACUUUGGAGGAGGGUUCAACAUCACAAACAGAAGGAGAGGAAGAUGGAAUAAAAAAUCUAACGGAGGACAGCCUCCUGAGAAAAAGAUGAAGACUUCAGCAGAGAACAGCAAGUCUGAGGAGCAAGGAUCAAAAGGAGGUGGCAAUCCUGAGGAACCGGACCAGAGUACAAUGAAUGACAGAGAUCAAGAAGCUGGGACACAGGCAGAAACAGAACAUACACAGUCAUCUACCAUGAAGCACAGAGAGAACCAGAAGGAAUUCAUGGAACGCACUUUGCCAAAUAAGAUCCAGUUUUUGUGCAUUCUAUGUAAUUUCCGCACAUUCUACGAGGAUGAGUGGAACAAUCACCUGGAGACCAACCUUCACGGUCGACUUCUCAGCUAUUUGGAAAAGAAGAUUUAUACCAAUAAGGGGCUAGACUUCAUUAAGGCGUAUGUGGAGAACGACUAUAAGAAGGCAAAGUAUCAUCGCAAACAGGUUGAAGACCUCAACGACAAAAUCCUCCAAAUACAUCAGAGUCAGGACCUCACCCUAGGACUGGGCAUGGACAGUUUUGUGAAGAAAGUUGACCUCGCUCAUUGUGAUGCAUGUGAUGUAUUUCUCCCUAUGCAUUCGUUAACCCUACAGGAGCAUAUUAAAUCUCCCUCACACAGAAAUAACAGCAAGGACAUGACAUUAUAUGCUAAAAAGAGAGCGUUUAAAACCGUGAUGAGUGUUCUGAGAGACAAGCGUAAUAAGCAAAGACUGGAGCAGUUCAGAAAAGGUGAAAACCCCUUCAUAUGUUAUGAUGAGAACAUCACAAGCAAUUUAGCACCAGAAGGCAAAGAUUCGGAGGAGAUGGCAUGCAUUACACUCUCUGACUCUGAAGGAGAGGAGGAGGAGGAUGAUUUACAGGUCAAAGACUCCUUCAUAAAUGAUGAUGAGGAGGAGGAGGAGGAAGACAUCGGAAGUCACUGCAGCACAGAGGUAGUACCAGAAACAGAGGAAUCGGAGCAGAUGCCAUGCAGUACUCCCCCCGACUCCAAAAGGGAUGAGAAAGAAGAUUGUGAUGGACAAGUCAUUGAGCAGGAAACCACUUGAGUUCUGUGAUAUCCAGUUCCAGGGUCCACUUUCCAUCCAGGAGCUGUGGAUCCAUCACCUUCAUCUCUGGCUAUAAAAUUACUUUUGUAAAUCCUCCAGCCCACCACAUGAUCUGUCCUCACAGGAUCAGAAUCCUCAGCCUCCCAAAACUCCAACAUAGACCAUCAGCAUUUUAUAGACCAGAUAAAUGGAUGAAAUAAUGUGUUUGUCUAUUGGGCUAUGGUGGCAAACAACUUGUAACAGGAUGACGACUGACUGUAAUAGAAAGGAAAUAUCUGAGCUCUGUGUGAAGAUACAGAAGCACGUUUUAAGGAUUCAUGAGCUGGUAUUACAGUAUGUGGUAUGAGGAGUGAAGAUGGUCAUAAAGCUUUGCCUCCAUUGGGUGGGGGGGGGGGGGGGUUAGAGAGAAUGAGGAAGGUUUUGUUAAAUGUCAGUUAUUUUAUUUUAUUUUUUUUAAACUGUUAAGUCAUGAAAGCUGAAAGCCCCGCUACUUGGUCUCAGAUAAUGAAGAGUGUUGUAUAAUACAGCGUGGAAGAAUAAAGCUGUGAUUUGAUG